AUCGUCGCUUUAGUCACCUAAGGGACCUCAUAUCGAUCGGUCCUUUCACUUCUCGUAACCAAGUUCCAUCAGUAGCUACUAUUUUUGUUUCCACGUUGGCUAUUCGUACAAACAAAUAAAGAAAAUCAUUCUUUUUUUACUAUCAAUAUAUUAAAAUAAUAUAAAAUGUUUACCGUAUAACCCAUACUAUUUGUACAUAAAUAAUAUAUUUAAUUAAUGACUAAUGACUGAAAUGAGCUUGAAAAAUGUAUUAGUUAUAUUAUUUUUAUGUUCUUUUUCAACACAUCAUUGCGUUCAACUUGAACAUGGACCUGUCAAAACUGCCUUGUUACAGACAUGGGCAGAAAAGUUGUACUUCGAACUUUGGAAUUGCGGCGAGUACAUUACAAAUAGAAAAUCAUUGCAGGCAAAGUAUAAUAAAGAAUCUAGAAUCGAAGAAAAAAAUGGAGAAAUUCUAGCUGCCAACAUUUCUAGUGUGAUUAAAUCCAUGAUGGAUAAAAAACAACAAGCUUUGAAGAGAAUUUUAGACACUGUUGAAGGGGCUGCAUUUGAUGCUCAUAAUAAACCAGUGCCAAGUAAUUCAUAUUUAUAUAGAAGUGCCAAACCUGAUCCAGAAAAACCAAAUUCAUCCUUACCUUUAAAUUUAGUAGCAAAUUCUCAUUUCUUUAAUACGGAAGUAAACUUAUCUUACAGUUCUGUGCAUGUACCAACCUACGUUUAUGAUAGAGCAUCAGAUGUGUUAAAAUCUAUAAAAUGGUCCGAAAAUUUGGAUGCCAUAUUCGAUUUCAAUUAUAGAAACGAUCCAAGGAUGUCAUGGCAAUAUUUUGGAAGUACAACAGGUUUCAUGCGACAGUAUCCAGCCAUGAGUUGGACUAUAAAUCCAGUAGACUUGUAUGAUUGUCGAAUGAGGCCGUGGUACGUAGAAGCAGCAGCUUGUCCCAAAGAUAUACUUAUUUUAGUGGAUAAUUCUGGAUCCAUGAUGGGUCAAAGCAAAAUUAUUGCCAGACAUGUCAUUAAUACACUAUUGGAUACACUUUCAGUUAACGAUUAUGUUAAUGUGCUAGUAUUUAAUAAUGAAACAGAAGAGGUUGUUCCUUGCUACAAAGAUUUACUUGUGCAAGCAACUCUUGCUAAUAUAAGAGAACUGAAAUUAGGAGUUGAAAAUAUUGCCGAACCGAACAAUAUAUCAGACUUCAGAAUUGCGCUAACCGUAGCAUUUAAAACUCUAGAAAAAUACCGAGAACAAAAAAGAGGUACAAUGUGUAAUCAAGCUAUUAUGUUAGUCACCGAUGGUGUACCAGAAAAUUUUUAUGAACUUUUCAAGUUAUUCAAUUGGCGAGAAGGUACACAGGGAAUGCCAGUCAGAGUGUUUACAUACCUAAUAGGUCGCGAAGUACCGGAGACAAGAGAUGUAAAAUGGAUGGCUUGUGCGAAUCAUGGGUUUUUCGUUCAUUUGCGGACAGUGGAAGAGGUUCGAGAACAAGUGGUACAUUAUUUGCCAGUUAUGGCAAGACCACUAGUACUACAUCAAACUUAUCACCCUACAAUUUGGACACCCCUUUAUGCAGAUAUUACAGAUCCAAAAAUGACGGACUACUUAUGGGAACGAGAGGAGUGUAAUGAGCAAAGAGAAAAAACUUUGAGUUAUAAAAAAAUGAAAAAUAAAUUUUUUUUCCCAAAAAAUUUAGAAAAAUGGGAUCGCGAUAGAUUUAAAAAAGAACAAAAUCAAAACACUAAUAUAAACCGACAAAAAAGUCAUAACUUAAUCACAUCUAUAGCGAUGCCAGCUUACGACAAAAUAACAGAAACUAAUAUCACUGUAAGAAGGCUUAUAAAUGAUAACAUCUGGGUAUGGGAAACACGCGAGACAAAAGUCGCCCAUUUAUUGGGUGUCGUAGGAACUGACGUUCCAGAAGCAGAUUUACGGGAAGCAAUGAUGCCACAUGUGCUUGGCGUCAACAACUAUGCUUUCAUUGUUACUAACAAUGGUUUUGUAAUUACUCACCCAGAUUUAAGACCUGUGUUUGGAAACAUUUUGAAACCGAAUUAUAAUAGUAUAGACAUGAUCGAAGUUGAACAAGUCGAAAGUGAUCAACACCCAAGAGAAUAUCACGAAGACUUAUUGAAACUUCGGGGUUACAUUAUCAACCACACUACCGGAGACCUUGAACUUUCAAUUAAAUACCACUAUGACAAUUUAAGACGUGCUGCAACUGCUAGUAGACAUUAUUACUACUCAUUAGUGGAAGGUACACCUUAUACAGUUGUAGUAGCUCUGCAAGAAAAACACUUCGGGCAUAGUGUAAGAAUACCUGAUCGUUUUCAAAAUUUAAGUACAACGAGAUCAUCAUUGCUUGAUUACUUUAAAGAUGACGACUGGAAAAUUCAUCCAGAUUGGCUCUAUUGUCGAUACGAAUAUGACAGAGACAAUAAUUACACCAAGGAAGAAGAACUGAAACAUUUUCUCAUGCGUAUUAGUACAAGGUCUAAUAUUUGGAACAAAUGGCCACCUCCAAGGUUCUACAGUGAAUCGUAUUACUCGAAUGGGACGAAAAAGCCCGAGGAAUAUCAUGAUUGCAAAUGUUAUUGCAAUAAAGAAUUAAUGUUGAGCUUGAUUUAUGACGCAAACAUUACAAAAGGAUUAUUCACGGAAUCAAAAGACGAUCCUGAUAAGAAAAAGAAUCCAGCGGCCGUUUUGAUGAGCCUUUUGCCAAGAAACGAAUUCGAGAAAAGAUUUGGCGUAACGUUAGCCUUUGUGGCUACUCAUAGUGGCCUUACCAGGUGGAUAGAUUAUAAACAGAAGUCUAAGUCACUGACUCCUCAAUUCAUUCAAGAUAACAUUUAUUCUAUAGAAGAAGUGUGGUACAGGCGAGCAGUCGAAUACAAUUCAGUAUACGAUGAAAGCUAUGUAUAUUCCGUGCCUUUCGAAAUCGAAAACACCAGAACCACACUGGUGACUGCCAGUCAGGCAGUAUUCGUUUCAAACAAGGACACCAAGCCAACUAAAAAAGCUGCCGCCGCCGUUGUCGGAUAUCAGUUUCGACACUCUGCCUUACAAGAACUUUUCAUUAAUAUUACUAGACAAUGUUAUUCGGAAAAUGGUUGUUCAGCAAAAGACACUUGUGAAUCAGACGAACGAGAUUGUUACAUAUUAGAUAACAAUGGAUACAUCAUUGCAUCGGAAAAUGUCCAAGAGACCGGUAUGUUUUUCGGUAAAGUCAACGGAAUCAUAAUGAAAAUGAUGGUAGCGGAUAAAGUUUUCAAAGAAAUUAGAAUUUUUGAUUACCAAGGAGUGUGUUUUAAACGAGAACACGAAGACGACUCUAGUAGCGCAUCUUUUUUGCUAACUCCAAUACAUCAUUUACGGAGUAUAAUUGGAUGGUUGAUUGGACGCAUGUUUUUGGUAGCUGCUCAAACGAAUUUCCAAUGGAUGUUGUCUCAAGCACAAGCUAUAUUUGAAGACAUAUCCGACUAUAUGGAUGAUGAAGAAAACAACUACACUGAAGAACAAUUAAAAAGUUUCCAAAUCGAAGGAGAAAGAGCCCUACAUGUUGUUAUGAUUAAUAGAACUCGGCCAAAAACAUGCGAUCGAGUUGUUAAUUUGUAUACUUUAACAUCAAAAAUACCAGAACGAAUUGAAAGAAAGUUCAGAUGUGAUAGACCUUAUGAAGUACGCAAAAUAAUGAACACUAACUUAAUUCUAUUAGUGGUUGACGGAUUAUGUACAGAGAAUGACACAAUGGCUUUUGACACAAUACCCCAUGAAGUCCCUUAUAAAAAUAUAUCGUUAAGUUGCCAUAAAGCUACUUCCAGUUUACCUCGAAAUAGGCCUAAAAUGGCCUGCAUAAGAACACAUCCUCAAGAACACGAAAUAUAUGACAAAAUGUGUGGAAAGGGUAUAUCAUUAGUUCCCACUGCUGUAUUAAUACUUCUAUUUUCUACGUUUAAUUUUUUAAAACUUUUAUAAAUGUUUUUUAUUUUUUAAACUACAUUUUUUAUAUUUGUUUAAAACUUAAAGUUUUUAAUUGAUGUUAUCUUUUAUGAUUGCUAACUUUAUCAAUGACUACUUCAUGAAUUUAAUACUUAUUUAUACUACAAAUUACCUAUUUUAUAUAUUAUGUAAAUAAAUACCAAAGAAUACAAAUAAUUGUUAUUCCUAUUGGAAAUUUUUGUUCUACGUUAAAAAUAAAUUUGCAUCAUUAUUUAAUAAAAA
Messenger RNA from Daktulosphaira vitifoliae (grape phylloxera), 4213 nucleotides. It is a transcript of the gene stj, whose product is annotated as voltage-dependent calcium channel subunit alpha-2/delta-3. NCBI's taxonomy places the organism in Eukaryota, Metazoa, Arthropoda, Insecta, Hemiptera, Phylloxeridae. Gene Ontology annotation, cellular component: voltage-gated calcium channel complex. The transcript has 29 exons. Gene Ontology annotation, molecular function: voltage-gated calcium channel activity. The record is from RefSeq and is a predicted model, not a curated record. Bases 224 to 3967 code for a protein of 1247 amino acids.